AUGUCCAUUUCGAUGGGUAGAGAGGGCUAUGACGAUUGGCGGCGGCAUCGCCAGGAUAAGGCCGAGAAUAACCGGACCGCUUUGGUAGCGAGGUUGAAUUUGAAUUAUGACGGCCGAGACGACGCGCUCAGUGAUACGCCGGUCGUGUAUGAAGAGGUCGCUUGGAAGGAUAUUCGAGUGGGCGACAUUAUCAAGCUCGGGUCAAACGACUGGGUGCCGGCAGAUAUUAUUUUGCUACACAGUGAAAAUAACGGCAUGGCGUAUAUCGAGACAAUGGCUUUGGACGGAGAGACUAAUCUUAAAACUCGUGAACCGCUGCCACGACUGCAGGAGAUUUGUGGCGAUGACAAGAAACUGGCGACGUUGAAUGCGUUUGUUAAGACAGAAGAUCCAAACCUCGAUUUAUACAAUUUUGAGGCGGCGAUUAAUAUAGAAGCUAGGGAUUAUCCUCUGUCGUCGAGUCAUAUCGUUUAUAGAGGCAGUAUUCUCAGAAACACGUCGUCUGCUCUUGGUUUAGCGGUUUUCACUGGUGAGGAGUCCAAGAUUCGAAUGAAUGCUAUUCAGAACCCACGAUCCAAGUCUCCUAGAUUACAGAAAAAAGUCAACAAUAUCGUUAUUUGCAUGGUUAUUUUUGUGCUCGCUUUAUCGGUGUUUUGUACUGUCGCUUGCAAGGUGUAUUAUAAUACUAGCGGGUACAGAAUGUGGUAUCUGACAGGACUAGAAGUGGGCGUGGUGCCUAAUUUGAUGGGUUUUAUUAUCAUGUUCAACACGCUGAUUCCCUUGUCGUUGUAUGUCUCUAUGGAGAUUAUCAAGGUGGUGCAAAUGGUGCUGCUUCAGAAAGAUAUAGACAUGUAUGAUGCAGUGUCUGACACCCCCUGUGAAGCUCGUACUGCAUCCAUUAAUGAAGAGCUGGGUCAAGUCAGCUAUAUUUUCUCGGACAAAACUGGUACUUUGACGGACAACGUCAUGAUUUUCCGUAAAUUGUCAAUUGCCGGUGUUGCCUGGUUGCAUGAUAUUGAUAUUCAGAUGGAAGCUAUUGAAGCAGAAGAAGCAGCAGCAGCUGCUGCUGCUGCCUCGGCCGCUGCUACUGCUGCUGAAUUGGAAUCUAGUCAUGCUGGCAAGAAAAAGAGUCUGUUGUUUAAGCGGGCUGAUAGAAGACGUGCUGGUGCUGGUGCUGUUGUGGAGAUAAGUGGUGAUAGAAAUGAUUUCAGGGAUACCAGUGAUAAUGGCAAGAGUGCUCAUAAGCAUUCCGAGCGAGUUAGUGAGGUUGUAUUUAGUCCCGCUGCUCCUGCUGCUCAAAAACGCAGCCGGUCUGCUCUUCGGAAAUCUGAAGGCAGAGGAACGGUUGUGGUAUCACAAGGAUCAAGUGCUGGUCCUUCGGGUACUGCUGGUCCUAGUAGUCAGACCAGGACUUCGAUUAGUUAUACUCCUCGUCCCAGCACAGAUAGCAUUCUUCGUCAAGUAGCAGCAUUGCCAAGGAAAAGUACCAGUGGGGUUUCACGUAAAAGCUCAACUUAUAUGAAACGUCCUAGUGGUGUCAGUGCCAAAACGUCUAUUGACUACCAUCGAAAGUCAAGUGGUCUGCCUCGUAAGAGUAUGGCCAGUCUUGGUCGAGUUACUUCGGUCAAUACAUGGAAAUCCACUGCCAAUCCGACGAAAGUACAGGAUAUCAAGUCAACUUUAGAGCUCAUUGAGUACUUGAUUUUGCAUCCCAACUCGAUAUACGCGCGAAAGGCAAGAUUUUUCCUGCUGUCUAUUGCUCUGUGUCACUCGUGUCUGCCUGAAUCAGACCAACACGAGUCUGCCGAUGGCGAAGUUGAAAUUGAAAGCCUUGAUUAUAGUGCUGCCUCGCCAGAUGAACUGGCUCUUGUAGCUGCUGCUAGAGAUAUGGGUUACUUGCUCAUUGAUAGGCAGCACAAUAAGAUGACGAUUCGUACGUAUCCCAAUGGAUUCGAUGAGGGUCCAGUCGACGAGGUGUACGAAAUUUUGGAGAUUAUUGAGUUUUCCAGUGCUCGAAAGAGAAUGUCUAUUGUAGUCAGAUUCCCCGAUGGACGUAUUUGUGUGUUCUGUAAAGGUGCUGAUAAUGUGAUUUUAGAACGACUUCGUCAAUCUUCACUGGCAUUAGAAAAGGCUCAAGAGAUCCAACAACAGUCGUCGCUUCGAAAAGCCGCUGAAGCUGAGGUCGUCAUUGCUAGAAACAGUUUGUCAAGUCUUAAUCGGACGUCUAUUACGGGCACAGGUAGACUCAGUUUCAGUAGACCCAGUUUCGGUAUUGACCGAAAAGAUGCUCUGGCAUCUCUUGAUAAUCAUCUCAAUAGGUCACAUCAGGAUCAUGACAUUGAACAAAUUGCUGAGUCAUCUCGACGAUCCAUGAGUUUGGCUAGACAGCGUAAAUACGGCGAGUCUACUGUUCCAACUGCCACUGGUAGCAGCAAUAGACGCGGUCGUGUCUCAUUUGACGGGGCACGUCGUUCCAGAGAUCUCAUUAGAAAGUCUUCUUUCCAUGCUGGCGAUGCUGAUAACAGUGGUGUCUACGGGGAAAGUGGCGAUGACGGUGACGAUUCUAUCGAUAACAUUGGCAAAAUCCAGGCACCAAUUGACGACCAUCUGGUGUUGAACGACAACUAUGUCAUGGAAAAGACUCUUGAACAUAUUGAAGAGUUCUCCACUGAAGGUUUACGUACUCUGUUGUACUCGUAUCGUUGGAUGCCAAAGGAAGAAUAUGACAAUUGGAAGAAGCUGUACCAAGACGCUCGUACCAGUCUCGUUAAUCGACAAGAAAAAGUCGAGAAAGUGGGUGAAGCCAUUGAACAUGACUUUGAAUUGUGUGGAGCAACUGCCAUUGAAGAUAAACUUCAAGAUGGUGUUCCCGAGGCCAUUGAUAAACUGCGUCGUGCUAAUAUCAAACUAUGGAUGUUGACUGGUGACAAGCGUGAGACUGCCAUUAACAUUGGCUACUCGUGUCGGCUUAUCAAGGACUACUCUACAGUGGUUAUUCUCCGGUCAGAUGAAGGUGAUGUAGCUGGUAAAAUGGCUGCAGCCAUGAUAGAGCUUGAUAAUAAUCGCGUGGCACACUGCGUGGUCGUUGUCGAUGGUAUCACACUUUCCCAUAUUGAACAUGACAUGACACUUAUGUCUCUGUUUAUCGAUUUAGGAGUCAAAGCUGAUUCAGUCAUCUGUUGUCGUGCCUCUCCUUCACAGAAAGCUUCUAUGGUCAAGGCUGUGCGCAAGAAGGUCAAGUCGUCGAUUACAUUAGCCAUUGGUGAUGGUGCCAACGAUAUUGCUAUGAUUCAAAGUGCUGAUGUAGGUAUUGGUAUCACUGGUAAAGAGGGUCUACAAGCGGCUCGUUCGUCUGAUUAUUCUAUUGCCCAGUUCCGAUACCUUCUUAAGCUAUUGCUAGUCCAUGGACGAUGGAACUAUGUCAGAACUUGCAAGUAUAUCUUGGGUACCUUUUACAAGGAAUUUCUGUUCUACCUCACACAGGCAAUCUUCCAAGGAAACACCAUGUUCACAGGAACCUCAUUGUACGAGAACUGGUCUCUGUCCAUGUUCAACACUUUAUUCACAAGUUUGCCAGUACUUUGUAUUGGUAUUUUUGAGAAGGAUUUGGAGCCUGCUACUUUGAUUGCUGUACCUGAGCUAUAUGCCAAGGGGCAGCAGAAUCAAGCGUUUGGACUGCUGAUAUUCCUUGGAUGGAUGGUUAUUGCUGCUUCACAGAGCGUCAUGGUAUCGUUCUUGACCUACUACUUGUAUGGGUUCCAUGCCAUUGUUGAUAACACGCUGUAUCCAUUGGGCGUGAUUUCGUUUACCAGUAUCAUUAUUCUGAUCUGUACCAAGCUUCAGCUGCUGGAGAUGCACUAUAUUACCGUGAUUAAUGUCGGUACCAUGGUUCUCUCUAUUGGCGGAUGGAUGUGCUGGAACAUGUUUUUGUCUUACAUUUACAGCAAGAAGCCGUCGAAGAUUUAUUUCGUGGCUCACGCUCUUUUUGAAGAGUUUGGAACAGACUUGUCAUUCUGGACGACAAUUUUGGUUAUUUUUGGUGUUGGCCUAACCUUCGAAGUAGUGGUUCGUCUUGCUAGAUCCAAGGUGUUACAGAAUGAGACAGAUGUUUUCCAAGAGCUCGAGAAGAAUGCCGAUGUGCGUAACCGACUUGAAGAGGAAGCUUUCGAAGAGCUUCACUAUAGUCUCAGCACGAAACGUAGUCAAUUGGAUGCUGAAGCCCGUGUCAGCGGUCUUUCCUCCGGCAACAUUCGCCUGCCUCCAAGACAAUCUGGUUCUUCGAUCAUCGCCCAUCCACAAAACUUCUAUGACGACUACUCCGAUGAAGACGUAUCACGACCAUUGCCAAGAUCUGGAACCAGACAGAAACUCAAGAAAAUGGUUAAAUUCGGCCGCAAGACGAGCGGCGAGUAUGAGCGGGAAAUCCAGGAGAUUCUCAAACGACGUCAACAAGAGCUCGAUAUGGAGUACUAG
Molecule: messenger RNA, 4473 nt
Organism: Sugiyamaella lignohabitans
Lineage: Eukaryota; Fungi; Ascomycota; Dipodascomycetes; Dipodascales; Trichomonascaceae
Gene: DNF3
Product: aminophospholipid-translocating P4-type ATPase DNF3
Exons: 1
Coding region: 1-4473 (1490 amino acids)
Biological process (GO): intracellular protein transport; phospholipid translocation; post-Golgi vesicle-mediated transport
Cellular component (GO): plasma membrane
Molecular function (GO): ATPase-coupled intramembrane lipid carrier activity; magnesium ion binding; ATP binding
Source: RefSeq, a predicted model, not a curated record